CAGAUGUUUGCAGAAGAAUUUCAUCAAUGUCAUCUGCUACUUAUGCUUAUUUUUUGAGUUUGUUUAUCUUUAAAACUUAGGUUUUUAGGUAUCUAGUUUAGUAUCAAUGAAGAGGUAACCAUUUAAAUUAUUAUCUAACUCAAGCCAACAUUAAAUUCUCUAGAUGAAAACACAUUUCGACCCACGAAUUCUGGAGUAAACUAAAAAUGUAUUCAGAAAUCAUCUUCUUACUCUUAACAACUUCUAUAAACGCCCGUCUGCCAGUUAGAAGUCAACAUGAAUAUCUCAAAAGUAUAAGGAAAGAGCUUUCCAUGUUGGAAAACCAAUCUUUAAAUGCUGAAAACCAACCAACAAUUUCUGAUGAAAAAUCCACCGGUGAAAAAGAGACAUUAGCAUCAGAUAUUGAUGAAGACGAUGACGUGUGGCCCACUCGACCUUUGAAAUACUUAACUCAUAUAACUAUACCGUCUCGAGUGGCUGACCAAUCAGAAGAUAUAACAAAAGAGUCUAUAGAACACGAAAAACCAACGGUAACGAAAAUAUCAAGUACUUUUGAAGUAACUGUUGCACCAACCAAAACUAAAAUAACCGAGGUUUUAGCAUCUAAAACUGUUGAGAUAGACGCACUUGAAGUCAGUGAAGUAACUUUUGAAACCACUGGCUCUCCAACGAAAACUAAAAAGUUGCCUGACGAUUAUGCAGAAGAAAGUUCGACAUUUAGAACCAAAGUGUUUGAUGUUCCUACGAAAACUAUUAUGGCAACUACAGUAUUUUAUUUUUCCAAAGAUGAUAAUAUAGACGACGAAAGCGAGGAAUCUACCAUAAUAUAUACAACCGGUAUUAAAGAUAAAGCAACAAAAACUUUUACAACAAACAUUUUCGAUAUUGGUAACGAACAUAAUGAUUACGAUCCGUCUUACAAACACAGAGUUGAAACUAUUGUCCCGAAAUAUUUCAAAAUAGCUACAGAAGCUGUGGCCCUUUAUUGGCACCCUAGAGUUCUUACACAGAACACUGAUCCUACCGCCACAACUACUGCUUACGCAAACGUUACCAUGACGGUCCCAGCAAAUAAUGCUAUGGUCAGUUUAGACUUUAAAUCCAGCAUAAUCGAUGAAAAUUAUACGAAACCAAGCGAAUUACCUAGAAAAGUAGAGCUAUCUACAUUGCCUCCAAAAGACAUAGAUGAGGAUAGUAUCUUCGAAGGCCUAGACGGAGAAAUAAAACGUAGUUUAAAAGAGCUUACCGACACAGAACGGGAUAAACUAUCAGACUUAGGAGAAGCAUUAAGCAGAUUGUCUGAUGAAGAGCGUACUAAAUUCGGAAGCAUCGUCCAUGGUCUGCAAGACCUGGAUCCUGAAGACCCUCGCUUGGUCGGAGAGGUUGCCAGAAGAUACAUAGGAAUGAGCGAAGGUGAACGAAUGAAAUUCGUAGACAUAGUGCGGCGUUUGCACGACAUGACUGAUUCUGAACGAAACAAGAUCAGUGAACUAGUAAGCCUGAUUCAGAAUAUGAGCGAAGAAGACAGAAUAAAGCUCGGACACGUAGCUAGAAGGAUGCAAAUGUCAGAAAUACCGCAAAGAAGGCUGUUCGGGUUUGUCAUCAACGCAAUCCUCUGGCUUAUCAAUCUCGGCUGGAGGAUUUUCAUGUUCAUACUCCGCACUAUUUGGUACUUAAUAACCCUUCCAUUCAGAAUCUUAAGAUGGAUUUGGAACAAAAAAUGGAACAAAUUAUUCGGCACCACGACCACUACUACAACCACCACUACAACCACAACUACAACAACAACCACUCCGAGGCCGAGAAAAGUCAGAACUAGGUCUCCUAAAACGUGGAACGUGAAGUGUCAUACUUGCGCUGUGGGUGUAGACACGACUUGUCAUGAGAAGUUUUCUAUGGACGACUUUCAGUGGUACGGCCGUGGGUCAUCCAGUUAUUGCACGUCUUACUUCGGGUGUUACAAGUGGUUUACGGAUGUCGGCCAUAUAUAUGUAGGGAGGGGGUGUGUGCCAGGGGUUAAUGCUGCUCCGGGGGGUAACGACGUGGUGGAGUGGCGGUUCUACGCCGUCAUGAACGCACUAGUCGAGGUUUUGGAUGAAGAGGAGAUCCACGAAGGGUGCUAUACGUCGCCCGUGCAGGCAGAGACGAAAUUCGGUCGCCUGUCGUCACUAUUCGUGCACUACCACGUGUGCAUCUGUGAGACCGACUACUGCAACGAGGGAAUACUAGCCGUCCCGCUCGCACCCGCCAGUGUGGCAGCUGUCUCGCUCGCACUUGUGGCGUUGAAUAUAUGACUGGUUGUGGUGUUGG
This is a messenger RNA of Plutella xylostella (diamondback moth), 2310 nucleotides long. RefSeq lists its product as uncharacterized. NCBI's taxonomy places the organism in Eukaryota, Metazoa, Arthropoda, Insecta, Lepidoptera, Plutellidae. The record is from RefSeq and is a predicted model, not a curated record.